CUUUAUUAUAUUUUGUUCUAACUAUCUUAAAAGGAGGGACUAUUUCCGUUUGGCCACGCUCGUCCUCCUGGAAACUAUGGCGGAGGAACAGCCAAAUAGCAACACAGUUGCCCAGGAAGCAGAUCAAGAGCAGGUUGUGGAUCCAUGGAGCGUUUCUGGGGGCGCGGAUGGGCGUAUUGAUUACAACAAGCUCCUAGAGCAGUUUGGGUGCUCGAAGCUUACGGAGGAGCUCGUUGAAAGAGUGGAGCGCCUUACCGGGCGACCAGCGCACCCCUUUUUGAAGCGGGGCAUCUUCUUUGCUCAUCGAGACCUGCAAGAAAUUUUAGACUGCUACGAGAAGGGCAUUCCAUUCUACCUGUACACCGGCCGUGGACCAUCGUCAGAAGCCCUCCAUCUGGGACACCUAGUGCCCUUCAUGUUCACCAAGUACCUGCAAGACGCCUUCAACGUGCCGCUUGUCAUCCAGCUAACGGACGAUGAGAAGAGUCUGUGGCGGGGUCUCGACAUAGAUGAGGCACGACGCCUGGCCCGGGAGAAUGCAAAGGAUAUUAUCGCCUGUGGCUUUGACGUAUCGAAAACCUUCAUCUUCUCGGACUUUGAGUACGUGGGCGGCGCCUUCUAUCGCAACAUCAUUCGCAUUCAGAGGUGCGUCACCAUGAACCAAGUUCGUGGCAUUUUUGGAUUUACCCAGGAGGACAACAUCGGGAAGAUUGCCUUUCCGGCUGUGCAAGCAGCGCCGUCUUUUCCGGAUUGCUUUCCACAUAUGUUCGGCCAGCGAAAGGACAUUCGGUGCUUGAUCCCGUGCGCAAUCGACCAGGACCCUUACUUCCGCAUGACUCGCGACGUCGCGCCACGUAUCGGCCACCAGAAGCCGGCGCUCAUUGAGUCCAAGUUCUUUCCCGCUUUGCAAGGAGAGAGCGGCAAGAUGUCGGCUAGCGACGCAAACUCCGCUAUUUUUGUGAACGAUACACCGUCGCAGAUUAAAGAUAAGAUUAACAAGUACGCUUUCAGUGGUGGCGGUGCAACUGUGGAAGAGCACCGCGCCAAAGGCGCAAACCUGGCAGUAGACGUGCCAUGGAAGUACCUCAACUUCUUUCUGGAGGACGACGCCAAGCUGGCCACCAUUGGGGAGGAGUACAGCUCAGGCCGCAUGUUGACAGGCGAAAUCAAGAAGGAACUCAUCACUGUCUUGACGGACUUGGUGUCGCGCCACGAGCGAGCGCGGGCGCAGGUAACAGACGACGUUGUAGAUGCGUUCAUGGCGGUGAGGCCAAUGCCAUGCAUCUAGCGUGCCUUCCCACAGGGAACUCCGUGCUCCGCGGGCUUACCUUAAAAAUCCCAAAUGAAGUAGGCGAGUGGCCGCAACCCAGAGCAGUGGCCGGCUGAAGGGGCCCCACGCUCAGCUUGUGAAUGCAGGAUUCGUAGUGCAGACCGGUCUCAGCAGGGGUUAUGGUACUUCCGCUUUUCGAGUGCAUUGUUCUCUAGGUGCGGCAAGACCUCGGCUAGAGUGCGGAGUCUUAGUCAGUCUGCGCUUUUUUAUCUUCGAGCGUGAUGGUGCGAGUUUAGAUGUGGGUAUAGUAUGCGUCUGCACCAGCACGUGAUUUGUGCUGCGAAUAAGCGCGGGAGGGAGGCUAAGGUCAGGCGUUACGAGUGAUGGUCCAAAAGUAAUCGUCCAUGAACGCAUUUGAGGAGAAGGCCGAAUAGCUUCGGUGGACGUGCUUACACGCAGCGCUCAUGAUUUAAUGGGCAAUCCCUACGAGUUUUGGGUGUCGAAGCGUGAUACCUUAAGGUGGCGCUAGGACCAGUUGGGGUUAGCGAUCGACUCUUUCACGAUGCGCGUUGCGCAGCAAGGCAAAAAGGCUACCCUGACCAGGGCACCGUUGAACUUCAUCCGUUUGGCUACCGUAAAUACGCCAAUGGUCCACUUCGCGCGUCCUAUGCGGUUUCCUGGCUGCAGUAGAUGGAUGGGGAAGACGCGGCACCCUUUAAAACGCUCG
Volvox carteri f. nagariensis is the source of this 1997-nucleotide messenger RNA. RefSeq lists its product as uncharacterized. The transcript is spliced from 10 exons. The record is from RefSeq and is a predicted model, not a curated record. Gene Ontology annotation, molecular function: tryptophan-tRNA ligase activity; ATP binding. The coding region runs from base 77 to 1288 and encodes 403 amino acids. Lineage: Eukaryota; Viridiplantae; Chlorophyta; Chlorophyceae; Chlamydomonadales; Volvocaceae. Gene Ontology annotation, biological process: tryptophanyl-tRNA aminoacylation. Gene Ontology annotation, cellular component: cytoplasm.